UCUCCAUACUGACUUCUCACUUCCUGAGAGAGAGAGGAAGCGUGGUCACACAGCACAUGAUUCUGACCCCCCACUAUGUGAAGACCUGUGUCUGCAUUUUGUACCCUGUCCGAGCUGUGUGUUUCUCUCUGUGUGUGUGGAUGCCUAUGUGUAUAUGUGUGUAGGCCGAUGUGUGUGUGUGUGUGUCUCCUGUCUCCACAGUGAGCUCUUGAGGACUGACAGGCGUCUCUCUCUCCGUCUGAGAUGACAUGGCAGCAUUCCAGAUAGUGGUACCGAGCAGUAGACAGAUGGAUCAGUAUCUGUGAUUAACCUUUCCAGGACUCUACCCAUGGACAGACAGAGACAAGACUCAGCCCGCUCUAAGAGCAUGGUACUGGGCCGCUGCAGUUCUACUCUAGGCCAGGAGAUGGCGCUGAAGGCCGGCUGGCUGAAGAGACAGAGGAGCAUCAUGAGGAACUGGCAGCUACAGUGGUUCGUUCUCCAGACUGAAGCACUGUACUUCUAUAAGGACCAGGAUGAGACUAAACCUCAGGGAUGCAUCCUUCUCCAGGGCAGUCAGGUCAGUGAGCUGUCGGCCAAUCAGGAUGAAGCUGGUCGCCACCUGUUUGAGAUUGCUCCAGGAGGCAGUGGAGAGAAGGAUCGUUCAGGUCUGAGCGAGUCUUUCCUGUUGAUGGCUAAGUCGCAGAGUGACAUGGAGGAAUGGGUCAGAGCCAUACGAAGAGCUAUAUGGGCCCCGCUAGGAGGAGGUAUUUUUGGACAGCAUUUAGAGGAGACAAUGCAGUGUGAGAGUGGGUGUGGCAGCAGCAGCAAGCCUCUGGUGCCUCUGCUGGUGCAGCAGUGUGUAUGUUUUAUACACCAGAAUGGCCUCACAGAGGAGGGGCUGUUCAGAAUGCCUGGACAAACCAAUCACGUACGAGAGCUGCAGGACGCCUUUAACUGCGGGGAGAAACCACUGUUUGACAGUAACACUGAUGUCCACACGGUGGCGUCCCUGCUGAAGUUGUACCUCAGAGAGCUGCCAGAGCCUGUGGUGCCUUUCAACAAAUACACAGAGUUCCUCUCCACCGCUCAGCUACUGGCCAAGGACCAGGAGGAGGGGAUCCUUGAGCUGGGCAGGCAGGUGAAGACUCUUCCUCAGGUCAACUACAACCUCCUCAGAUACAUCUGCAGAUUCCUAGAUGAGGUCCAGUCCCACUCAAGUCAGAACAAGAUGAGUGUUCAGAACCUGGCCACUGUGUUCGGACCCAACAUCCUCCGUCCCAAGAUGGAGGACCCACAAAUCAUAAUGGAGGGUAGUUCCCAGGUGCAGCACCUGAUGUCCGUACUGAUCAGUGAACACUCUCGUCUGUACCAGGGGGAGGCAGAGACUCCCAGGGAGGACCAAUCUGCCCCUCCUCCAACUCCCUAUCCCCGGGUCCCCCCGAUUCAGCGCUGCAAGGUGGAGUGGCUCUCACAGGAGGACAUCCUGCCCCCCAACUCCGCUCAGGACUAUCCAUCCCUGGGACAGACCCUUAACACCCCAAGUCAGGAACCACUUAAACCCCUCCCGACCUCCACAGUGUCCUCUCUUGACACUGACCACCCUGGAUCAACCCCCAAGGAAAGAACAGAGGGGGAUUCUAAGGGAAAUAAUGGUGAAGGAACAGAAGAAAAGGUGGAGAGAAAGAGUGAAGGAAAGAGCGAAAGAAAGCUCUCGGGUUGUAGUGGCGCAGACCUCGGUCCCAGUAAGCAGUCCAAAAGCCAGUCUUCAUGGAGGUCCUCCUUGAAGGGCAGGUUUGGGUCAGCGGGGGUGAGGGGGAAGUUGGGGGGGUCAGCAGUUGAUGUGUCGACAGUCACCGGGGGCAACUGGCUGAUGAACGGCCUGACGUCCUUCCGCAGUCACCGACGGACCGCUUCGACCGGUGAACGACUCAAAGAGUCCUCGCUUUGCCUGAAAGAGACACAUAAAGAUUCUCUGCUAGACUCAUAUACUGACUCCUCAUUGUCGCUAAAAGACUCUUCACACUCCCAAAGAAGAACACUAAAAGACUCAUCUCCUUUACAUAUAGACUCCUCCUGUUCUACUAUAGGCUCCUCCUAUCCCAAUAUAAAGCCCUCCCUGUCUGUCAGAAACUCCCCCCAUUCCAACAGGCUCUCGACCUAUGACAACGUUAAUGUCACUCCCUGCAGUCUGAGCAUGCCCGGUGGCAGCCCCUCCCCCUGGACCUCUUGUGAGAUCCCAUUGGCUGAAUCUACAGGAAGUGAGUGCAGCACACUGAACUCUGGGUUAGGGUCAGGGCUAUGGUCAGGGCAGGCUGUGGCGGGGUCCUCGGUGGCUGGGGGCAGUAGCUCUGCUCUAGAGCUGUCUGUGAGCAGCGCUGGCUGGACUGAGGGUGACCCUGGGGAUGACAUCUCAGGUCAGAGGUCAGGGGUCAACGAGGGUCUGUUCAGCCUGGUGACAGAGUUGAAGGAGGAGCUGAGGAAACAGAGGAUCAGCUAUGAGACACGCAUACACAAAUUGGAGGAGUCGUGUUCAGGUCUUCGUCUCCAGUCUGGUCGUUUAGAAGAGGAUCUAGGCCAGGAGAAGAAGAGGUUCCGCAUGAUGGAGAUCCGACUGGGGAACUCGGAACGCGCAAGGCAAGAUGCUGAGACUCGGAAUGUUCUCCUGCAGAAAGAGAUGGAAGAGUUAUUUGCUACACUGAGAAACCUGACCACUGGCACAGAUACCAGCUAGACCUGAGCAGACAGCGUUAGCCCACCGAGCUAAAGCCUACCCACUGGGCACAAACUGUAUGACUCAAUGUUGUUUCAACAUAAUAUGUCAACGGAUAGCGACAUGGAAUUUAUGUAGAAAAUACAUUAUAUUUGAAAAAAGUAAUCAACGUCAAAUGUUGUUUUGAGGGUGAAAUUUAAACCACAGGAUUAUGUCA
This is a messenger RNA of Coregonus clupeaformis (lake whitefish), 2909 nucleotides long. Its product is annotated as rho GTPase-activating protein 22-like. The record is from RefSeq and is a predicted model, not a curated record. The coding region runs from base 329 to 2713 and encodes 794 amino acids. The transcript has 11 exons. Gene Ontology annotation, biological process: signal transduction; activation of GTPase activity. Lineage: Eukaryota; Metazoa; Chordata; Actinopteri; Salmoniformes; Salmonidae. Gene Ontology annotation, cellular component: focal adhesion. Gene Ontology annotation, molecular function: GTPase activator activity.